AUGAUGACUGCCAUGGAAGACGACGGGGACGAGGAGAUCAACAUGGUUCCCAUGGGCGUCUCGAAUACGCAGGAAACCGCCAUGGUGGCUUCUCGCUCCAGCAAUCUUCCCAACUGGAUGCGUCCCGGUUCUUCCGUGGCCUAUGCGACUGGCAAUACAUCGUCACAGGGCGAUGGUACGGACAGUGACACUGCCAGUGACAUUGGGAGUGACCUUGGAGAUUACCAAGAUGACAAUGGCAACAACUUUCGUGACAUGGAACAACAGAAUAAGAAUGACAAUGUGUCCAAGCCACGGGCUCGAAGAAAUACUAAUAAUACCAAUGCUAAUAAUGCUAACCCGGUCAACAAUGGUCGCAACAACACCAACAACCAGGAGACGUUUGUGGAUGAAGGCGUGAUAGGGGCUCCCGUUGGACAAGGACAUCGCCACGGAGCUACUGUCUAUGACGACUGGGGCCUCCCCAUUUCCAACCCCAGCAACUUUCGCGAAGGCCGCAAUUUGUGCCGUCCCUGGUUGGUGGCGCUCAACUUGUUUGCCAUUGGUUUGGUCGUGGGCAUUUUGGUCCAUGGUGGACCCUCUCCCACUUCGGGAGCGUACCGCUACGAACAGCAAAAGCAUUACAAUUGGUUUGGACAAGAAAUCAUGGCCAAUCCCGAGACCAACUGGGACUUUAUGGGGGAAGAGUUGGUAGGACCCAUCCCGUCGCGUCAUGAAGCCGAAAAUCGAUUGGUAGGAUACGGACAUCACGUGGCCAUGAACGAAAAAGGUGAUCGCAUUGCCAUUGCUCGAACCAGUGGACAUCGCGAAACUCCUGGAGAAGUCUAUGUGUACUCGUGGCGGGAUGGAUCCAGUCGUAAGCAUAACCAUCCACCCAACCCGGGCAAGUGGCGAUUGGAACAAAUCCUCACGGCCGAGGUGGGUGAAGAAGAUACCAAACGGUUUCACAGUGGACAGCAGCACACACCCUUGGCCAUGUCCGCAUCGGGUCAUCGUAUUGCGUUUACAGAGGGAGACUAUGUCUUUAUCUUUGAGUCGACUCAUCAAGGUUUCGAAUGGUCGCAAAUUGCCAAGGUUCAGUCGUUGGAUCGUGACUGGGAAGAGGAACAAGAAGCAGCCCAGGAGCAAGCAAACACAGAGACUCCCGCUGCCGUGGCGGGUGCCAAUGCUCCAGUUCCGAAAACGGAGGCUCCAGCCAAGGGCGGUAGUCAUUUUGGUAAGCAUCUUGCCUUCUCCUACGAUGGUAAGACCUUGGCGGUGAUGGGUUUCAGUCAUCAGAAGGGCGGAUACAUUCGCGUCUUUCAAGACGAGACUGAAGUCCAGGAAGGAGACCGUCGUGAGAUCCAUCACUACUUUGAACCGACUCCUGAUAUCUUCCUCGAAGAAGUCGGUGACUCAUUGGCUCUGAGUGGAGAUGGAAAGAAGCUGGCGAUUGGAAUUGCUACCAGUGAUAACUUGAGAAUGUCUGGAACUCACACGGGUGUCGUUCAAGUCUUUGGUAUUGGCAUGGAUGACGAGUGGUACCGUAUCGGCGAACCCAUCUUCGGGGACCGACCCAUGGAAGGCUUUGGUGGAACUGUGUCGUUGUCGGAAGAUGGAAUGGUGCUUGCUGGAGGUGUGGCCUACGGAGGCGGUCCAGUCAAGAUCUUUGAGCUUAUCGAAUUGGAUCACUUUAACAAGAAAUGGCACUGGCAGCAGAUGGGUCAAACGCUCCAGGGUCAAGACCCUCGAGAACACUUUGGCUCUCAAGUUCGUCUCGACCACGAUGGUGCAUUUUUGGCGAUUGGUGCUCCCGGAAGCCCUGACAUGCUGGAACAGGACGAGCUCAUUGACGACAGCAUGGAGCCAUAUCUUCACGGCAAGGCUUACUUGUUUGGAUUUAAUCGGGAGGCCCGCCAGUGGGAAAACCGUGGCGAAGCCGUUUCUGCUUACGAAGGUGACGCUUUCGGAUAUUCUGUGGCUAUUGAUGGAGACGGAGAUCGCGUCAUUGUGGGCGCUCCGUUCCGAAUUGUGGAGGAUGAAGUGAACGUUGGAGUUGUGCAAGUCUUUGGAAUCUAG
Messenger RNA from Seminavis robusta, 2058 nucleotides. Lineage: Eukaryota; Bacillariophyta; Bacillariophyceae; Naviculales; Naviculaceae. The record is from the annotation of a GenBank genome assembly.